ACACAUGGCAUAACACCAAGAUAUGGUAAACUGUUAAGGCGCAGACCGUGCACGCGCUCAAAGGAGAGUGGAGGAAGGGCUAAAAUACUUUCAUUUGGGCGUAAUAUUCGUUGGUUCCCGCUAAAGACCUGCUCAAGAUCACACCAACGCAGAAAAUUACACCACUCUUUCUAUUUCCUUUCCAUAGAGAAAAAUCCACACUGAGCUUCGAUCUCUUUCGCUGCAUCUCACCAUUUUCUCUUCUGGGAUUAUUAGAUUAAGAUUUAUUAAUCGUGGGUUAAUUAAUUAAUUAGUUAGAAAACCAUGGAUGAAGAAUAUGAUGUGAUAGUUCUUGGUACUGGUCUCAAGGAAUGCAUUCUCAGUGGCCUUCUCUCUGUUGAUGGGCUCAAGGUGUUGCAUAUGGAUCAAAAUGACUAUUAUGGAGGAGAAUCAACAUCUCUUAAUCUUAAUCAGCUUUGGAAGCGUUUUAGGGGAGCUGAUGAGAAGCCUCCAGAAGGCCUGGGUUCAAGCAAGGAGUACAAUGUGGACAUGAUUCCUAAGUUCAUCAUUGCGAAUGGAAAUUUAGUUCGAGUUCUCAUCCAUACUGAUGUUACCAAGUAUCUUAACUUCAAGGCUGUGGAUGGUAGUUUUGUGUACAACAAAGGCAAGAUCUGCAAAGUCCCAGCAAAUGAUGUUGAAGCACUGAAGUCACCUUUGAUGGGAUUGUUUGAGAAGCGUCGUGCUCGAAAAUUCUUCAUUUAUGUGCAAGACUAUGAAGAAAAUGAUCCAAAAUCUCAUGAGGGGCUAGACUUGACAAAAGUUACAGCAAGAAAGAUUAUUUCAAAAUAUGGGCUAGAAGAUGAUACAAUUGACUUUAUUGGUCAUGCAUUGGCACUUCACCAGGAUGAUAGUUACUUGGAUCAACCAGCUCUAGAUUUUGUGAAGAGAAUGAAGCUCUAUGCUGAGUCCUUAGCACGUUUCCAAGGAGGAUCGCCUUAUAUCUAUCCAUUGUAUGGACUAGGAGAAUUGCCUCAGGCAUUUGCGCGGUUAAGUGCAGUAUAUGGGGGAACUUAUAUGCUCAACAAACCAGAAUGCAAGGUAGAGUUCGAUGCAGAUGGGAAAGCCAUUGGUGUGACCUCUGAAGGAGAGACUGCUAAAUGCAAGAAAAUUGUCUGUGAUCCAUCAUACUUGCCUGACAAGGUUAAGAAGGUCGGAAAAGUUGCUCGUGCAAUAUGUAUAAUGAGUCAUCCUAUUCCACACACUAGUGAUUCUCACUCAGUCCAGCUUAUUCUGCCGCAGAAGCAACUCGGCCGAAAAUCAGAUAUGUACCUCUUCUGUUGUUCUUAUUCCCACAAUGUUGCACCAAAGGGAAAAUAUAUUGCUUUUGUCUCAACGGAAGCAGAGACCGACAAACCUGAGGUAGAGUUGAAGCCUGGAGUUGACUUGCUUGGCUCUGUGGAGGAAAUAUUCUAUGAAACUUACGACAGAUAUGUGCCCACCAAUGAUUCUGGAGUUGAUCACUGCUUCAUAUCUACUAGUUAUGAUGCAACAACACAUUUUGAGACCACAGUAGAUGAUGUGAUUGCAAUGUACAGUAAAAUUACUGGAAAGACUCUUGAUCUUUCUGUGGACCUCAGUGCUGCAAGUGCUACUGCUGAUGAAUAAUAACAAUUUUUUUCUCAUUGGUCAAAUAAUUCAUCAUCCUUCUCUAGUUGAUUUAUUUUAAAUUUCUUUUUUUUUAAAAUAUGAUUUUAGUUUGCCUUAACUAUUACUAGGCAUUAUUUAGUUGGUCACAUUUGAGAUGGCAUUGAGCUUGCAAUACCAACAAUCUUUUUAGGAAA
Messenger RNA from Manihot esculenta (cassava), 1820 nucleotides. RefSeq names its product guanosine nucleotide diphosphate dissociation inhibitor At5g09550. The transcript is spliced from 13 exons. Gene Ontology annotation, molecular function: Rab GDP-dissociation inhibitor activity. NCBI's taxonomy places the organism in Eukaryota, Viridiplantae, Streptophyta, Magnoliopsida, Malpighiales, Euphorbiaceae. The record is from RefSeq and is a predicted model, not a curated record. Bases 304 to 1644 code for a protein of 446 amino acids. Gene Ontology annotation, cellular component: cytoplasm. Gene Ontology annotation, biological process: protein transport; small GTPase-mediated signal transduction; vesicle-mediated transport.